Plasmodium fragile is the source of this 1878-nucleotide messenger RNA. RefSeq lists its product as uncharacterized. The transcript is spliced from 2 exons. The record is from RefSeq and is a predicted model, not a curated record. Lineage: Eukaryota; Apicomplexa; Aconoidasida; Haemosporida; Plasmodiidae. The coding region runs from base 1 to 1878 and encodes 625 amino acids. Gene Ontology annotation, biological process: spliceosomal tri-snRNP complex assembly.
AUGAAACUGCCGGUCGGGAGAGACAACGCGGAAAAUGAAGGCGCAAAUGCAAUUUUCGCGAACGGUGAUGGGUGUUCGCUUGUUUUGCUUAUGGGAGAAAACAGGGAUAGGAAGGAUUCCCAAAAAAAGGAGUACACCGGUAAAACGGGGUACAUGGCAAGGAAUUUCCCCGGUAAAAAGGAGUACACAGUAGAAAAUGUGUACCCCGUUGAAAACGCGUACACCGGGUGCAAAGCCAACCACGGGGAGGCCCAUAAAAACGAUGAAAACCUGGUAGAGUGUGCAAAAUCCAAGAAGAACGAAGAGAGAGUAAUCACAGGAAUGAUCAAGAUCCUUGAGGAAAUGAAAGAAAGUGAUGAUACAUCUGAUGCUGUAGAUCCUGGGAUCAACCCAGAUGGUCAUCAGGAAAGUACUGAGUGCGCUACGCAGGUGCAAAAUGAAGAGGAUGUCAAACGGAGUACGUGCCCACGUAGAGACGACGCAAAAUUGCAUGUAGGGUUGGAUUAUUCCACUUUCUACAUUGAUACACCAUAUAAAAUUAUUAAGUGCAUGAAUAAAGGUAGCCAUUUUCUUUUUUGGAGUAAUGACACACUGUGUGGUCAAAGUGACCAAGUGACAAAAGAGUUUAAAAUGAAUGAAAUGAAAAAAAAUAACAGCGAGGAGUUAAGAAACAGUAGGUUCAUUUUUUUUGAUAGGGAGAAAAAACUACUCGUGCUAAAGUAUAACAUCAGGAGUAACAGUUUUAAUUACGUAAGUGAAAGCGACCCUAUAUAUGUGUACUUUCAUCAAUUACAUGAAAAAAAAUUUUUAGAUGAUAAUAUUAUUAAAGAAAAAAAAAACUGGAUAUUAAUUUACCCGUACACAUAUAUGAAAAUAUGGGAAAGCUUAACUUGUUACAUUAACGAGGAGGUAAUAAAUAAAAUUGAACCAGUUAAUAAAACCUUUUGUUCCUCCUUAUUGGAAGAAGAACAUGAAGAAGAAAAAAAAAAAAAAAAAAAAAAAAAGGGGGGGGGUACAGAUUUGCUUAGGGAAGAAGAGAUGAAUCUGUGCAAUCAGCCCUACAUGUUUUAUUCCGUGAUUCCAAAGUACCCCUCCAGUAAGACUUACCCAAAGGAGGGGAUAGUCAGCGGUGCUAGUCGGCAUAAGAAGGAAGACAAUGUAGGGGUGAAUACUACAGAGGUUGACGGAGCAGGCGGCAUCAAUAUGGAGGGUGAGGAUGUAGCAUGUUCGGAUUUAUCGGUCGCUGACCAUGAGGUUAACCCCGAUGAGCCGCCUAACGACCAUUUGGAAAGCGCGAAUGAGAGCUACUUCGAACGCAUCGAUGUAGAUGCUAAACAUAAGAAGUAUGUGCCGUCCGACUUAACCAUCAUCCAUCUGGAGAAGUAUUGGAUUCUGAAGGAGAUAAUUCAGCAAGAAUAUACUUAUGUGUAUUAUGAGAAUGAGAAGAAGGAAGGCUUUCACAAGUUUGAAAAUAAGCUUUUUUACAUUUUGGGAGAAUUUCAGUUUGCUUAUAUUCUCUUCCAUUUAGGUUUUAACUACCAGUCCUUCGUUCAGUGGCGGAAGCUGUUUGAGCUCCUUUCCAAUUCGCAGCACUUGGUGACCAACUUUGCAGACUUUUUCGAAGAAGCCUUAAGAGUCAUUUCCAUCCACCUAAGCUACCUCAGUGAUGACUUUUUUGACAACACUGAAAACAGUUUUAUUCUUUUUGGAGUUUACAACAUAUACGAAAUAGUUAGUAGCGUGGGUGAGGUGCAGGAGGGCAUAACCAACGUGAUGAAUUCCAUAGACUCUAUAAUUUACGCAAAGCUGGGGUUACAUUUGCCCGACCUCUCCUUUGUGUAUGAAGAGUUCCAGCCCACGUACGUAGAUGAAGUUUAG